CUUUUGUGGCCCAGGCCCUGCCUCCCGUCCCCCACCCCCAUCCUUUCCACGGUGGCCGGAGCGAGUCCCUCCCCUCGCCGCCCACCGGACCGGAGCAAACCAUGAACUCGUCGGCGGUCACCUGCUGCUGCCUCCCACCAAAACCCUCUCCUGGUGGCCCUCGCCUUAACAACAAGAGCAACGCAAAAAUAGGACGAAGGGACCUGGUGCUCAGGAGCAGCGAGCUCGCCACGCUCGCCGCCAUCUUCCACUUCAGCGGCACCAAGCCGAGCUACCUUGGCGUGCAGAAGAGCCCUCCAUCCCUUGCAUUGUGCCCGGCGACAAACAACUGCGUGUCCACGGCCGAGCGGAUCAGCGAUUCCAAUCACUACGCUCCCCCAUGGAAUUACAAUCCCAAGGAUGGUCCUAGGGGUAAACCCAUAAGCAAAGAUGAGGCCAUGAAAGAGCUCAUUGAAGUUGUGACGAACACAAAGCCUGACAACUUCAGUCCACGCAUAGUAGAGAAAGGAGACGACUAUGUCCGAGUUGAAUACGAGAGCCCUAUAUUUGGGUUUGUAGACGAUGUCGAGUUCUGGUUCCCUCCUGGCAACAAAUCAAUUGUUCAGUAUCGGUCAGCAUCUCGGUCAGGAUUCAUUGACUUCAAUGCAAACAAGAAGAGAGUAAAGGCGCUGAGAUUGGCACUGGAAAAGAAGGGCUGGGUUUCAGAAAACAGCUUCUGAAUAUGAGCUAGAACAGCUAUAAAUUGAUCAGUUGCCAAGCCAAAGCCAGGCCAGGAGGAAGAGCCAGGCGCACUCACUAUGCAACAAUGGAAUGGAGUCAAAAGGAGCACCCAUGCCAUUGAGGAGUCAAACCCAACAAAAUCUAGUGUACUCCUUCUCUUUUUUUUGACUGCCUAGUGUACUACUACCACUACUUUUGCUACUUAAUUGACUUAGUGCACUCGUACGACACUUGGUGGCUAGCUUUCGUCGACCAGGUGUCGAUCACGCAGGACUCCUGCGACAAAAAGAGUGCUCGAUAUAUAUUUAUUUUUCAAUAUCCAAGUGGCAAAACCAGAGCAAGAGCCAGCUAGGAUGCCAUGUCAUUGAAGUGGUUUCAUCUUUCA
This is a messenger RNA of Hordeum vulgare subsp. vulgare (domesticated barley), 1105 nucleotides long. RefSeq lists its product as uncharacterized. The coding region runs from base 102 to 719 and encodes 205 amino acids. The transcript has 8 exons. NCBI's taxonomy places the organism in Eukaryota, Viridiplantae, Streptophyta, Magnoliopsida, Poales, Poaceae. The record is from RefSeq and is a predicted model, not a curated record.